CAUUCAAGACCAGAAGCAAAGAAACAACUCUUCUACAACUUCAGAAUCUUUCCUUUCUCUAUCAUUUAUCUUCCAAAGUCAAACAUGACUAGUAACUCUCACAAGCUCCAUGUUAUGUUCUUCCCUAUGAUGGCUCAUGGUCACAUGAUACCAACUCUAGACAUGGCUAAGCUUUUCUCUAGCAGAGGAGCCAAGUCCACCAUCCUAACCACACCUCUCAACGCCAAGUUCCUCCAGAAACCCAUCGACAAAUUCAAGAACCUGAACCCGGGUCUCCAAAUCGAGAUCCAGAUCGUGGAUUUUCCUUGCGUCCAGCUCGGGUUGCCAGAAGGAUGCGAAAACGCUGACUCCUUCACCGCAAACAACAACAGUGAUGAAAGACGAGCCAUGAUCUCCAAAUUCUUUUUGGCCACCAGGUUUUUCAAAGACCAGCUUGAGAAGCUCCUCGAGACAAUGAGACCUGACUGUCUUAUCGCCGACGUGUUCUUCCCCUGGGCUACUGAAGCUGCUGAGAAGUUCCAUGUGCCACGACUUGUGUUCCACGGCACUGGUUACUUCUCUUUAUGCGCUAGUUAUUGCAUCAGACUGCAUAACCCACAAAAGAGAGUAGCUACGAGUAGUGAGCCCUUUGUGAUCCCUGAUCUCCCUGGGAACAUUGCGAUAACUCAAGGACAGAUCUUAGACCGUGGUGAAGAUACCGAGAUGGGGAAGUUUAUGAAUGAGGCUCUAGAAUCAGAAGUGAAGAGCUCAGGUGUUGUUGUGAACAGCUUCUACGAGCUCGAACCUGACUACGCCGAUUUUUACAAGAGCACUGUAGCAAAGAGAGCGUGGCAGAUAGGUCCACUCUCGGUUCACAACAGAGGGUUUGAGGAGAAGGCUGAGAGAGGAAAGAAAGCAAGCAUUGAUGAAGCUGAAUGCCUCAAAUGGCUAGACUCCAGGAAACCAGAUUCAGUCGUUUACGUUUCAUUUGGGAGCGUGGCUAGCAUCAAGAACGAGCAGUUGACUGAGAUUGCUGCAGGGUUAGAAGCUUCUGGCACAAGUUUCAUCUGGGUUGUGAGGAAAAACACAGGUGACAAAGAAGAGUGGUUACCAGAAGGGUUUGAAGAGAGGGUCAAAGAUAGGGGAAUGAUAAUUCGAGGAUGGGCUCCACAGGUUCUGAUACUUGACCACCAAGCUACCGGUGUGUUCGUGACCCACUGCGGCUGGAACUCGCUUCUAGAAGGAGUGGCUGCUGGGCUUCCCAUGGUGACGUGGCCGAUUGGAGCUGAGCAGUUCUACAACGAGAUAUUGGUAACGAAAGUUCUCAGAACUGGAGUGAGCGUGGGAACGAACAAGCAUGCGAUUAUGGGAGAUUUUAUUAGCAGAGAGAACGUGGAUAAAGCGGUGAGGGAGGUGCUGGAUGGGGAAGAAGCUGAGGAGAUGCGUAGCCGUGCAAAGAAGCUUGCAGAGAUGGCUAAAGCCGCCGUGGAAGAAGGAGGGUCUUCUUAUAACGACCUUAGCAGCUUCAUAGAAGAGUUUAGCUCAUGAAUCAUGAUCCAAUAUCUAAGAAAAUCAUCAAUGUUGAGUCAGUAUGUGCGAAAAUCAUAUGAAGUUGUGUCUAGAAACUUUCUGUAAGUUUUUUUAAGGUUCGGUUCAUCAAAUGCUGGCACAUGUUCUAUAGAGCUUCAAUUCCUUUUGGUC
Molecule: messenger RNA, 1680 nt
Organism: Raphanus sativus (radish)
Lineage: Eukaryota; Viridiplantae; Streptophyta; Magnoliopsida; Brassicales; Brassicaceae
Product: UDP-glucosyl transferase 73B2
Exons: 2
Coding region: 85-1527 (480 amino acids)
Molecular function (GO): UDP-glycosyltransferase activity
Source: RefSeq, a predicted model, not a curated record